Fusarium mangiferae is the source of this 219-nucleotide messenger RNA. RefSeq lists its product as uncharacterized. Gene Ontology annotation, molecular function: zinc ion binding. NCBI's taxonomy places the organism in Eukaryota, Fungi, Ascomycota, Sordariomycetes, Hypocreales, Nectriaceae. The transcript has 2 exons. The record is from RefSeq and is a predicted model, not a curated record. The coding region runs from base 1 to 219 and encodes 72 amino acids.
AUGCCUCCUAAGCGAAUCCGUUGCACCGCUGCUUCGUGCCGUGAGCCCGCUCAACGGAUCGUCGGCGACUGCACCUUUUGCCAAGGCCAUUUCUGCGGCAAGCACCGUCUACUAGAAGACCACAAGUGUACUGGUCUCGAGGACUGCAAGAAGCAGUCUCACGAGCGUAACGCUGCACAACUCGAGUCGGAACGAACCCAGGUUAUCCGGGGUGUGUAA